Molecule: messenger RNA, 649 nt
Organism: Phycodurus eques (leafy seadragon)
Lineage: Eukaryota; Metazoa; Chordata; Actinopteri; Syngnathiformes; Syngnathidae
Product: ETS domain-containing transcription factor ERF-like
Exons: 4
Coding region: 1-600 (199 amino acids)
Biological process (GO): regulation of transcription by RNA polymerase II; cell differentiation
Cellular component (GO): nucleus
Molecular function (GO): DNA-binding transcription factor activity, RNA polymerase II-specific; sequence-specific DNA binding
Source: RefSeq, a predicted model, not a curated record
AUGUCUGUGCCAGUGCUGUUGCCCGACUGGGCCUACAAGCCGGCGUGGUCUUCGGGUUCGCGUCAGGUGCAGCUGUGGCACUUCCUGUUGGAGCUGCUGAGCGGCGGCGGGCAGGGCGACACUAUCGGCUGGGGGGGCGAGUGGGGCGAGUUCGUCAUCCACGACCCCGAGAGGCUGGCGAGGCUGUGGGGCGAGAGGAAGGGAAAGCCGCACAUGAAUUACGACAAGCUCAGUCGGGCACUAAGAUAUUACUACAACAAGCGAAUCCUGCACAAAACCAAAGGCAAGCGAUUCACGUACAAGUUCAACUUCAGCAAAUUCAUCCUGGUCAACUACCACCUGCCGCCAUCUUGUUACCGCCUGCCGCCAUCUUGUCAUCAGAUGCUUCAGAGCCACCCUCUUGCCUUCCCUCUCCUCCGCAGCGAGAGCGGGCUUCCGAUCCAGGCAUCCCGGCCUAACCUGUUCUCGCCUCCAUGCUGCCUCCCUCAUCAUCUUCAAUAUCAUCAUUAUCAUCAUCAUCAUCAUCCCAUCCCACCGCCACCUCUUCUCCAGACCUCCUCACCCUUCAUCACCUGGCAGGACCACCUAAGUCGUCUUUAGCUCCGAAAGCAAACUCAAGGAGAGGCUGGGGAGCUUUGACGGACUUGUC